This is a messenger RNA of Cercospora beticola, 540 nucleotides long. RefSeq lists its product as uncharacterized. NCBI's taxonomy places the organism in Eukaryota, Fungi, Ascomycota, Dothideomycetes, Mycosphaerellales, Mycosphaerellaceae. The record is from RefSeq and is a predicted model, not a curated record.
CGAGAUUAUCUCUUGAGUCCGAACAGAACCUCAAGAAGCACAAUACAAAUUCUAUCAUCAUCCUACUGGAAAUAAUCAUGGGCUGCGGCGGCUCCAAAUACGAAAAUGGCGUCCCUGUCAGAUAUGGCAUGUACGGCGAACCGCAUCCCAUCAAGCCUAAGUACUACAAAGGAAGACCAUACUACGAUGAUCGCAGUACUUCACAAAGGUGGGCUGACGAGAUGACGGCCAAGACGGGGAGAAAGUGGAAGAAGGGACAGUUGGAGGCUGCUAUAGCUGGGGGUUCGUCUGGUGGAGGCGGAGGUGGUGGAGGAGGGUGUUGAACGAGCUCCAUCCUCGGACAUAGCAGAUUUGCGGCGAUGUGGGACUAUUUUGCGCUAGGUACGAGCGAGUACUCACAGAGCUCUUGAGUUCCAGGAGUCCUCUUACGGGAAUGGGCGUUCAGGUUGAAGCGUCAUUCAGGAUACGGACGUGGUGGUAUAUUUGAUGCCAGUAGAAUUGUUGACAGCUAUAGGGGAAAAUGAUAUAUUCCGCUGGAGA